Volvox carteri f. nagariensis is the source of this 1116-nucleotide messenger RNA. RefSeq lists its product as uncharacterized. The transcript has 8 exons. Lineage: Eukaryota; Viridiplantae; Chlorophyta; Chlorophyceae; Chlamydomonadales; Volvocaceae. Bases 1 to 1116 code for a protein of 371 amino acids. The record is from RefSeq and is a predicted model, not a curated record.
AUGCCUGGUACACCCAACGUCUUGGAACUCGUACAUAGGUCUUGCUCUGAGGUGACAGGGCUACAUGUAGAGCACGUACGGAUUGACGACAUAGCGGUUUCGGAGCUGGCGGCGGAACUAGUCGCAGCUGCGGAUGACGUGCGUGGUGCCGUACGAGGGCUACCGCUGCCCAUCAAGUUCAGCAGCGUUGAGCAGGAGCUAACUCUCCUGGCGUUGUACCACCUGCUGGAUUUUGGAUCCGGGUACGACAAGCAGCUGCAGCGGCUUCCCGGCGGUCGCGAUGCUCGUGAGACUUUGUUGUACGGCCUCAUCGGAUUGCACCUUGGAGGCACUCGACUGGACCACCACAAACUCAAGUCGUUCUCCAUGUACGACAUCCACCAGGUGUUUGGCAUCGAUGCGACGACGGAAGUGGCCGUCAUGCCGGGCGUCACCAUGUCCAAGCCGGGCCCCCUCCAGCCGCUGUGCAAGCUGAUGGUGGCCGUGCUCAAUGAGACGGGGAGUAUCCUGGCGGAUCAGGGGGUCAAGACUCCAGGGGAGCUGCUCAUAUCGGUGGCGGAGGGGCUCAAGAAGGCGGGCCGCACGACAGCCAGCGCUUUCGUAGAAGAGCUGGUCGACACGCUGCCCGCUUUCAGGGAUGUCGUACUGUACGAUGGCCGUACACUGACGCUGCACCGGAAGGCCCAGAACCUGGCUGCUGAUCUGGCCGUUGUGCACGGCAGUCGGGACGAGCGAUUUCUCUUUCCAGAUGUGGACCAGUUGACGGCGGACUCCGGUGGCACCACAAUCGCUGUCCUCAGAGCCAAGGGCGUACUGCGCCUAUCUGAGGAACUUACUGCGAUCUUGGACAGCGGCGCCGAGCUGCCGGCGGGGCCGCACGAGCGGGCGCUGCGCGCUGCGGCCGUCACGGCCUGUGACCGCCUUGUCACCGCGGCGGCGGCGGCGGUGCGGACAGUCCAACAUGAACGCGGGAGCAAUGCCGGCAAGGGGGACAGCGGCAGCGCGUGCUUGCGAGCGGUGGAUGUGGGGGCAUACCUAUCGUACCUAGCUGAGGAAGGCCGGGAGCUGCAUGGCAAGAUAACGAAGCAUGUAACCACGGGCAUUACAGCGUACUAG